CCUGAUUAGGCAGGCAGGCUAGCUAGUCUCUGGCUGGCCAUGCAGUCCGUCAGUCAGUUCAUCGGACAUGAUGGUUCUCUGCAAAUUUGAAAGGCCAGCCAGGGGUGGUGGCGCAUAACCAUGAAAAAUCGGAUGAUAUGCAGGACAAAGCUCAAACAGGCAAUGAUCUCGAGUGGGCGAGGGAAGGACUGGAAGCGAGGGGUGGAAAAAAAAUGCGAGAGGAACUGUUUUUCGCCACGAGGGAAAAGUGGAAAUUUGGCUCGAGGGAGGAAAGAAAAAACAUUCCGCACUCACCGGCAGGGCCCGACCUUCUUGGCGUUCCAAACUGCAGCCGGGUUUUGCUCCCCCCAGCAAGCCAAUCAACGUCUUUCCCACUUGUCUCAGGUCAUGCUUGGUGCUGCUUGUCAUAUCAACAUUUUGCUUUCAGCCUGGGGUUACAUCGGCAUCUCCCCUGCCUCGGCCGUCGCCAUUUGCCUUCCUUUCCACCCUUCGAUGGGGUCUCUCCUCUAUCUAUCUAGCGGCCAUUGGUUCGGGGACAGGAUGGGUCCGCUUCGGUUACUGUUCCUAUAUCGUCGACCGUCGAGGGAGAUAUAAGGUGAGGGCCGUUUCCCUCCUCAACGCUGGUCUUUCUGUCUCCUUUCCUGUGGAAAUCUUCCCUACUGCGACCGUUCCUGUCGGACCAAUUCCCUUGCCUGGUCUCUGCCACCAUGUCUUCCGGAGAUCGCGAGGCUGAUAUUGCUCAGUAUGUGCUCCUUUUCUUUCUUAUU
This is a messenger RNA of Aspergillus aculeatinus CBS 121060, 767 nucleotides long. RefSeq lists its product as uncharacterized. The transcript has a single exon. NCBI's taxonomy places the organism in Eukaryota, Fungi, Ascomycota, Eurotiomycetes, Eurotiales, Aspergillaceae. Bases 121 to 594 code for a protein of 157 amino acids. The record is from RefSeq and is a predicted model, not a curated record.